This is a messenger RNA of Diachasmimorpha longicaudata, 603 nucleotides long. RefSeq lists its product as uncharacterized. The transcript has 3 exons. The coding region runs from base 211 to 564 and encodes 117 amino acids. The record is from RefSeq and is a predicted model, not a curated record. Lineage: Eukaryota; Metazoa; Arthropoda; Insecta; Hymenoptera; Braconidae.
ACGACAGUCUGCCGGCAUUCUAACACUUGAUGUCGGCUGAAAGAAAAGCCAGCUGUAUGCGCCAAACCUCACGUUCGACAGCUCAGUUUCUUCCAGAAUUUCGAACCGGUCGCAACGCUAGUCGUUCUCCGCUUCCGUUCAGUGAUUUUUGGGAUUCAGUGGGGGAGUUCGAAGGGCUCAUAUUCCCAGGUCGUUUCGAUUUUGGGGAAAAUGGAGACCAAUUUCCAUGGAAAUUUAACGGGGGAGAAAAAUUCGGUGGGAGGUCACGAAUGGACAACAUCACCUCCACUGACACCAGAAGAAGAAGAUGCAGUAGUGACUCUCGUUAUCAUAGUCCUCGGCGUAGUUAUAGCGAUUAUCGUACUUUUUUCAAUGGGGGUUUUCCUCGACUGCAAACACCAAAGGCAUGAUUCAAGGAGAAAGAAAACACGGUUGAGGAUGAAGAUGCCUCUGUCUCCUCUGAGGAAAGACCCGGAAGAUGGUAAAGCCCUCGCGUCGGACAUGUAUCUCGGUGGAACGACACAAUUCGGGGCGAUAAAAAUGACAGAAGACGCAGCCGUUUGACAUCAGUAAUCCCAGAAUCCAAUAGACCGAUAAAUAACA